UUUUUUUUUUUUUUUUUUUUUUUUUUAUCUAGUCGAGAACUAGUCGAUCACCGGUGAACGAUGUUUUUGCGGCGGAAACGGCGCGUAAACGCUCGCGGUUUACGUCACCAAUGACGUUGGCUAUCCAAUAAGUUUUCUCAAUCGCCGAGUCUCCGUCAAUGAGGCCGCCUGUCAUUACGCCUCCUCCUCGUUUUCGAACAAAAACACAACUGGCCUUUAAAAAACGAGGGAAGAGCGGCGUGGAUCGGCAACGCGGAUCACAUGACCGUCUUAUUGACGUAUCGCGCGUUUGGCCGCCGUACAACUGUCAAAUACCGAAGAUGGCCGCUGCCACUCGAGUAUUUUACCGAGUCUCUCGUGCCCGUGCGUACCGACAUGACGAUUUGCCGACAGAGAGCGUAGAAUUUCCCAAGCUGGCGGCGCGUUCCAGCAAAUUUUAAGUAUGAACAUAAUGCGCAAAUUACGAGGGGGCACCAGUGUCGGAGGUAUGGGUUCAAGCAGUACCGGUAGUUUAGACGAUUGUGCGGGAGGUACGAAUCCUCAACACACCGCUCUGGGGCUUAUGCAUCUCAAGAAACUAUUUUCCGAAUACACCCACCCGCCACAUCCUCUCUCUGAUGCCGAACGUGACGACAAAUUGUACAACAUGUUGCCAUUGUUUUGCAAGGUAUUCGGGUCUAGUCCGUCGGGAGAUAUGAAUGAAAAAUUCUGGGACAUUUUGGUAUUCACGCAGCAAGUAUCAAGACUGAUGGUAUCUGAGAUCAGGAGAAGAGCGAGCAACCAGAGCACCGAGACGGCGAGUUGUGCCAUUGUAAAGUUUUUAGAGAUCGAGAACAGCGAAGAGUCGAGCAACGGUUGGAUGUUGUUGUCGGCGUUGAAUCUGCUGGCGGCGGGUGAUACUUCUCUGAUACAAGCCAUGACCGCUGCCUCGGUUCCGUCAACUUUGGUGAAAUGUUUAUAUUUGUUCUUCGAUCUACCCGAGAUGAAUGAGGAAGACGCUGACAUUACAGAUGCCAAUAGUGAAUUCACUCCUAGAGAACGUAGGAUACUAUUACAAAAAAUAUUUGUUCAGUUGUUGGUAAGAUUAUGUAGUCAUCCGUAUCCCGCAGAAGAACUCGCUCGUAAAGAUGAUCUGACCUUAUUAUUCUCAGCAAUAACCAGUUGGUGUCCGCAGUAUAAUAUUAUGUGGCGUAAAAGUGCCGCCGAAGUUUUGAUGACAUUGUCACGACAUGGUCUUACACAGAAUGUAGUUGCCUAUAUUCAUAAUAAAGGAUGCAUAGCACUCUGUAUAGAUAAUAUGCAACGUGUACCUGAGCUGGCACCAUUAGAAGUUGUAGAAAUGUUUGUAACAGUGUUCUGUUUCCUGAAGGAUUCCAGCGACGUUUCCCAAACGUUGCUGGAUGACUUUCGUGCUUGUCAAGGUUAUAUUUUUUUGUCCGAGUUUCUGUUGAAACACGCUCCGUCGAGAUUAGAGCAAGAUAAUAGGGCGGAAGCACAAGAUGCUAUCCGAAACUUGGUCCUAAUGUUAGCAUCACUAACGAUGUGCGGCCAUACAGAGUUAAAACCAAGUCAAGCUAGUAUGGGUUCUUUAUUUCAAAUGCUUGGAUUCACCUUGCCACAGCCCAGCAACAGAGGUGGAAGCGUCAGAAAUAUUCACGCGUUUCAAGUGUUGCAAUCUGUAUUCGUGAAAUCUAAUUCUCCGCUUCUGUGCUGCACCAUACUAGACGCGAUAUCUAGCGUGUAUCACAGUGACAAUGCGAAUUAUUUUAUCCUCGAGGGACAAAACACUUUGUCACAGUUUGCCGAGAAGAUUCAUUUGAAAAAUCCGGAGAUACAAGAGAAAUUCUUUCAGCUGUUGGAAUUCAUAGUUUUCCACCUUAAUUUCGUUCCGUGUAAAGAGCUCAUAUCUCUAUCCAUUUUGCUGAAAACAAACAAUUCAGUUUCUUGCAGUAUUACGUGUAUGGAAACACUUCAAAAUAUACUCAGACACAACACUAUAUUUAAAGAUGUUUAUAGAGAGGUUGGUUUGCUGGAAGUUUUUGUGACUUGUCUUCAUCGGUACGCGACAUUGCUUAAAGAUAAGCAAGCUGCGAUAGAUCAAGGAUUAGAAUACACAAUAUGCCCUGAGGAUGAAAGAUUGGGUGCCUUAGUAAUGGAGGCUUUAACAACGUUAUUAGCGAGUAAUGUUCAAAACGCGAAUGUCUUUAGGGAAUGCGGCGGCGCACGUUGCGCUCAUAAUCUAGUGCCCUAUGUAGAUUGUCGGUAUCAAGCGCUUGGUAUUGUAAGAGAAUUGAUACUCAGCGCGGGUGGCGAUGACGACAUGGCUACGCUGUUGGGAGUUAUGCAUUCGGCACCUCCUAACGCAUUGAUUCUAAAGACACAUAUAUUAAAAUCUUUGCUAGCAUGUUUGCGAGAGUCGCACAGAACAAGGACGGUUUUCCGAAAAGUCGGGGGCUUCGUUUACGUAAUGUCGGUCUUGGUGUCUUUGGAAGGUCAAUUGGGACCGCAAAGACUGGAAAAGAACGAACCGUAUAACGACGCGCAGAGAACUAUGCAGGACGAAAGCCAAUUACUAAUUUUACUACAUAUAGUAUUUUAUACCAUAAGCACCGCCAUGCGAUUUGAACCAGCAAACGCAAAAUUCUUUCAUCACGAGAUCUGCCAAUCGAGUUUGUGUGAUACUUUACGUCUUCUUGGUUGUUUUUCGACACAAACAAAAAUCACCGAGACGGAUACGAUACCAACUAUGAAUUAUCACAACAUGCUGGUGUCAUUAUUUACCGGGAACGUGUUAGAACCGGUAUUUCCGGACGAUAUGCCAAAAACAUUAGGAUACGCCUGUUUGCUGCUGCGUUUGCUUUACGACGUGGCGCUCGAUUCAUUCGACAAACCGAAUUUGGCUAACGUAGGAAUAAGAUCUCCAAGUCAUAAACAAAAUAGUUCGGAGCAAAACAAGUCAUUCGAUUCUCCCGGAAGUGGCAAGAGAUGUAUUAUAAAUUCCUUAAACCUCAGCCCACCCGCACCCGAGCCAAUUGUAGUUCAUCCUGGCAUAGUAGUCGGAAUGCUCCAUUUACUUCCCUCUAUAUCCGAACCGAGCAAUCCGCAAAUGGCACUGGCGUUACAAUUGUACGUGGCGGAGAUCAUCAAGAGCUUGGUGCGAUCAGAGAGAAAUCAGCAAGUGAUGUGUGAAUCCGGUAUGGCUGGAGAAUUGUUAUCUGUGGGUAGAAUCGCUCUGCAAGAUGAGACGCAUCCGCUUCACCAACCUCUGCAAUACAUCAUAGAAAGACUUGCGGCGCAAUCGUUGGAACCGAGAGAUCUAAGAGAAUUUCUACGUUUGGGCGAUCCGUUGUGUUGCAUUUCGUUGGACGAUAUCGAGCCGAACAAGCCUAGGGGAGGACCAGUUCCUCUAACGCGAAUUAAGACAUUGGUGUCGAUGACGACACCCAAAGACUUCAGGGCUCACGGUUCGUGCACUUUACCACCUUUUGUGGAACUAGAUAUGAGCGCUGAGGGAUUUGCGUGUCUGUAUCUACCGAGCGUUGCUCCUCAAAGCACCACACCACCUACCGUUGUGUCUGCAGACAAUAGUGUACUGGGAGGAAUUGGAUCAGGCGAUAGAUUAUUCCCACCACAGACCGGCUUAACAUACAGUACAUGGAUAUGCGUUGACAAAUUUAGCGAUCCUAGAACAGAUCCCCAUUGCGUAAGAUUACUCACUUUAGUGCGUACCCCACAAUCCGCGAGAGAUUUAAUUUGCCUGACUGCUGUUCUUAGCGCUAGAGAUAAAGCUAUCAUCGUCUCCACUCUGGAGACACCGAUUCCGCAAAACACAGGUGAAUGGGAGCCUGACGGAACAGGUGAAUGUGGCGCCCGAGUUUGGUGUCCCGACUUGCUCCAUGAGGGACAAUGGCAUCACAUCGCUAUUGUACUAAAUCGGGCAGUGCUUAAAAACUCCAGCUUCUCCUUAUAUCUAGAUGGACAACAUAUUCACAGUCAGAAGCUUCAUUACAUCACGCAAGUUCCCGGAGGUGGAGCAGCUAACUUAACUAUGGCUUCUCCAGUUUACGGUUACAUCGGCACGCCGCCGUGCUGGCGCAGAUAUUCCAGAUUAACGUGGAAACAAGGACCGUGCCACUUGGUGGAGGAAGUGUUUAAUUCUCAAAACAUUGCGACUUUGUUUAAAUUGGGACCGCAUUACAUGGGAAGCUUGCAAGCUCCGCAAUUAAGUGGACCUGAACCUUUAACAGCUCUCGUGGCUGAGGAAAAAGUCGUGUUCGGACUGAAUGCAAAAGCUAUGUCACAAUUAACCUUAGCUAAAAUUAGAAAAGUUUACAGCCGAGCUGAUAAUAAGUCAAUUGCCAAACAGCUCGGCAUGUCGUCCCACGAGAACGCUACACCCAUCAGAGUUCUUCAUAAUUCCGCUGGACACCUCAGCGGCCCAGCCAGAGCAUUAGGUGGUGUAGUUGUUGGUUACCUUGGCGUUCGUGUGUUUAGUCCUAAACCAGUUGCUACUAUGAUCGACAAUGUAGGAGGAUGUUCAGUGUUAUUAGGUUUAAUAGCUAUGGCCCAAGAUGUAGAAUCUUUGUACGCGGCUGUAAAGGCACUAGUUUGUGUAGUGAGAUCCAACCAAGCGGCCCAACAGGAGAUGGAUCGCAGAAGGGGAUAUCAAACUUUGGCUAUGUUGUUAAGAAGGAAGUGUCCUCUUCUGAACAGCCACAUAUUGCACUUAACGUUCAGUCUCGUGGGGACAGUGGACAGUGGUCGAGAAACCAGUGCAAUUCCUAACGUUGUAGCGUUUAACGACCUUUUGUGUGACCUGCAGGUUUGGCACGAAGCACCUGGAGAAUUGCUUAGAUCUCUCCUCGAACAUUUGUAUGAACUAAUAGCGGAAUCCAGUGAAAAACGGACUAAUUUACGAUUGAUGAGGGAUUUACAAUUAGUGCAUAAAUUAUUGCAUAUUUUAAAUGACGUGAAACUAGGUAGCACCAGACAGAUCCUUCUGGCACUUCUUAGUAUAUUGUUGAGCCAACCACGACAAGCUGACUUAUUGUGGUUCGGACAAUUUAUCGUAGCUACAUUACCGCUAUGUUCGGAAAAACACCUAGUUCUCAGAGAAGGAGAGGGAAGUAAGGACGGAGAGGGAGAAAGUAUACUUUUGCGUAAUCGUUGUUUACAGCUUUUACAUUCAUUGUUGUUUAAUGGAACCAAAGUUAAUGUAAAUAUGUGCGAAGAAGUAGCCAAAGUUUUGGGCCUAGAUUGGAUAUUGUUGUUCCUCCAGUCGGGUCUUCAUAGUACUACUGUUAUCUGGGGCUUACGUAUACUCGUGGCGGUAUGUUCGGUGCAAUCAAUUUUGCAAAAAUUCAAAGAAGGAACGAGCGACGGCGGUUGGCUGCGGCAUACCGAUCACAACAACAUGGCACUAGCACUUGGUUGUCAUCAACAAAUGUCAAUUGGUGACAUCAAACCACCUGGACUUCACGUACCAGGGUUUCAGCAUUUGGGUUGGUUGCUGCCGCAACAUAUCGAUCUCGUUCCGGAACUCUAUUUUCUCUUCAUAGCUCUCAUGAUGGGACAGCCAGUGAAGUUGUUACCCACCGAUUCCAAGCUCGAUUUGGACAACAUUUGGAAUUUCAUGUUCGGAGUACCGGCAAAUCACACGCUGUCGUCCUUCGCUAGUAAAAUCAAUCUUUGUCCCGAGGCAAUGGUCACGUUACUCGCUAUGGUGCGAACCAUGCUGAAUAAUCACUCGAACAAUAGCACAGAAACGUUACCGGCGUGGUUGAAUGAUUAUCCUGUGACAAUAAUACAAUUCCUAUUCUUCCUGUAUCGCAAUUUCACCGAUUUUAUGCAAGUCUUUAUGUCCGCGGAAGUUCUGGGUGCCUUAGCUGGGACCCUGUUUCCGAAACCUGCGAGUUCUAGUCAAGACAGUAGUGGUGCUAGUACCCCAGCUGACGAGCAGGAACCAGUAUUAGUGAGAUCGCCGUCGAAAGACGUUGGACUGACGAAUCAUCCGGCAAAGAAAUUUGUGAUGGACUUUUUUAAAGUGAUCGUUGUCGAUUCGCUUUCGUUACCGGUAACGACAAAGUCGCCGGCGAUUGAUCUCGUCUUGGAAGCGUGGCCGGAACACGCAUCGACAGGACAGCAAACGCGUUAUCAAACGGAAGUGUUGUCUAUACUGAUGGAACAUUUGUUAGCCGCGGAUGUAUUGAUCGGAGAACAGGCUGCGUUGCCUGUCGUUCCCGGUGGAUCGGCCAAUAAUAUAACUACCAACGUGUGCUACGUGGCGGCCAGAAUAGUGGACAAAUUAUGGCAAGGUGCUCUGACGAAAGACCCGCACGAAGUGUUUGACUUUAUUGUGAAGUUGAUUGGCCAAGCGAAAAGGCGAUCAGGUGCCGUUAGCAUGGAAGGUCUUCAUCACUGCCUGAACAGAACAAUUUUAUUCUUAUUGUCACGUGCAACCGAUUCCAUUGCCGAUCAAAUGGCCGUGUUAGAGGCGUUACAUAAGCUUACUACUCAUAGAUUAUUAGUGUUUGGUGCCGGUAAUCACGAAUUGGAUUUCAUCGGUUGUUUAACGUAUUGCCUGUUGCAACUGACGGCUGAUAUAAAAAUCAUGUUGGACACCAACAUGAAAACAACCUGGCACGUUAAUCCGCAAGUGGAAUCCAGCGACGAAAGACUAACAUCUCAUCAGGGACACAAUUUAAUGGUCGUCGCCGCGACGAGAGUCUGGGAGGAGUUGUAUGUUUGUAAGAAGCCCGCGAUAGAGGAGGUUUUCAAAGUGACUCUACCCCCACCUGUGGGCAAUGAACGAGCUCCGGAAUUGUCGGUCGUGAGAGAGCUGGUUCACGAGGCCGCGUCGAAGCAUUGGUUGAAUUACGUGGUUUCGGAAAGAAGAGCAUCGUACAGAGUUCCUUGGGAACUUCACAAUCAAAUCCAGUCGAAAAUUCAGAAAGUGACCGGAGGAUUGACGAGAUUAGCGAGUCGAACGAAAGUGCGAAAGGAAGAGUCUGUACGCGUAAAACUUAGGCUACAUCAAAACACCGUUGCUCGAUGGACGGAGCAGCACGUAGCGCUGGUCAGAGAACUUGCCGCGGUGAGACGUUUGCAGCAUCAACAAACUAAUCUGCACACUCAGCGUUACGUGUAUCAAGAGUGGUUGCAAACCGAGACGGAAUUGACCAGAGAACGCGGCCUGUGGGGACCUCCAACGCCCACUCAGCUUGACAAGUGGAUGUUGGACAUGACCGAAGGGCCGUGCAGAAUGCGAAAGAAGAUGAUGAAGAACGAACUCUUUUAUAUACAUUACCCGUAUCGGCCUGAACUGGAACAUCCCGAUAACAAACAACACAAGUAUAAAGUAGCGACGAGCAUGGAUAGCAAAGAGUACUAUCUAAAGCAGCUUGGCAACUCGUCGGGAAUGUUCGAUCGCGAACGAGAUCCCGUUAUAGACGAAAUGCCGCUUAACGUCAAUGAAACGUCCACCGAGAGCGAGCCACCGAUGGUUCCAUGCACGCUGGAACGUCACGCGAGCGAGCCGGACGAGGCGCCCGAGGAUAACGAACAGGAAGAGGAGACCAACCAAACUGUCCCAGACAAUCAGACUUUAUUACGUCUACUCGAAGAACACGAGAAGAUAAGUCACAUGUUCAGAUGCGCGAGAAUACAAGGUUUGGACACGACCGAGGGUAUACUCCUAUUCGGGAAGGAACAUUUUUAUGUGAUCGACGGGUUUACAUUGUCGAAGUCCAGGGAGAUAAGAGACAUAGAGAGUUUGCCGGAGGCUUACGAGCCGAUCUUACCGUCGCCGGGAUCUCCCAGAAGGUCAAGAGCGAUGAGACAGUGUUCCAAGUUCAAUUAUGAGGAUAUCAGAGAAGUGCACAAGAGACGAUACCUGCUGCAACCCAUGGCGCUCGAGGUGUUCAGCGGGGAUGGUAGGAAUUACUUGUUGGCGUUUCCGCGAAAAGUGAGAAACAAAGUCUAUCAGAGAUUCAUGACGUUCGCCACCGCGAUUGCUGACAACGCGCAGCAGUCCGUGGCUGGUCAGAGACGAACGGCGAAUGUCGAGCAGGCCACUGGUUUACUCUCGAACCUCAUAGGAGAAACAUCGGUGACUCAACGAUGGGUGCGGGGAGAAAUAUCGAAUUUUCAAUACCUGAUGCAUUUGAACACUUUGGCGGGUCGUAGUUACAAUGAUCUCAUGCAAUACCCGAUAUUCCCAUGGAUCUUGGCCGAUUACGACAGCGAAGAACUCGAUCUCACGGAUCCGUUAACGUUCAGAGAUUUUGGCAAACCCAUGGGCGCGCAAAGCCCAGAACGACUGUUGCAAUUUAAGAAAAGAUACAAAGAGUGGGAUGAUCCGCACGGAGAGACUCCUCCUUAUCAUUACGGCACCCACUACUCGUCAGCGAUGAUAGUGUGUUCGUAUCUGGUGAGAAUGGAACCGUUCACGCAACAUUUUCUCAGAUUACAGGGUGGCCAUUUUGACUUAGCCGAUAGAAUGUUCAACAGCGUUAAAGAAGCGUGGCUGUCCGCUUCGAAACACAACAUGGCAGACGUGAAGGAACUCAUUCCGGAGUUUUUUUAUCUCCCGGAAUUUCUCAUCAAUUCAAAUCACUUCGAUUUAGGUUCCAAACAAAGCGGUGUUCAACUCGGUGAUAUCGUUCUUCCACCUUGGGCGAAGCAGGAUCCUCGCGAAUUUAUUCGUGUUCAUAGACUGGCAUUGGAGUGCGAUUACGUGUCGCAGCAUCUUCACCAGUGGAUCGAUUUGAUAUUCGGGUGCAAACAAAACGGACCAGCGGCUGUCGAAGCCGUCAAUGUGUUCCAUCACUUAUUUUACGAGGGCAAUGUCGACAUCUACAACAUCGACGAUCCGUUGAAAAAGAACGCGACCAUCGGUUUUAUCAACAAUUUCGGUCAAAUACCGAAACAAUUGUUCAAGAAGCCGCAUCCAGCGAAGAAAAUGACACAGAGGACCAGCGUUAUAGAUCCUGGACCCAUCACCCCCGGACUGAGCAUCACCACGUCUGACAAAUUGUUCUUCCAUAAUCUCGAUAAUUUAAAACCUUCGCUGCAACCCAUCAAAGAAUUAAAGGGUCCCGUUGGACAGAUAUUGCACGUCGAUAAAGCUGUGCUAGCGGUCGAACAGAACAAGACGCUCAUUCCUCCUUCUUACAACAAGUACGUCGCAUGGGGAUUUGCUGAUCACUCGCUUAGAAUAGGAAACUACGACAGCGAAAAAGCAAUUUUCGUUUGCGAGGCUAUGAUGCAAAGUAGCGGAGAGAUAGUAGCGUGCGUUUGUCCGUCUUCCAAACUGAUAGUUACAGCUGGCACUAGUUCUGUCGUGACUGUUUGGGAAUAUUCCAAGCGGCAACUCUCUAUAAAACAGUGUCUGUACGGACACACCGAUGCGGUCACGUGUUUGUCAUCCAGUCCCGCGUACAACGUCAUCGUGUCUGGAUCGCGAGACGGCACGGCGAUAAUAUGGGACUUGUCCCGUUGCUUGUUCGUGCGCCAACUCAGGGGCCAUGCGGGACCAGUUGCCGCAGUAGCCAUAAAUGAAUUAACGGGUGACAUAGCUACAUGCGCGGCUACGUGGUUACAUGUGUGGAGCAUCAACGGGGAGGAAUUGGCGAGCGUGAACACGUGCGUUGGUCGCGCCGACAGAAUGCAACAAAUACUCUGCGUAGCUUUCAGUCAGACUCACGAAUGGGACUCCCAGAAUGUCAUCAUGACCGGUUCCACCGACGGCGUUGCUCGUAUGUGGUCGAUGGAUUACGUGCAAGUGCCUGCUGAGGAAGAGAAACCCGAAGAAGUGGCGACUGCCAAAGAGAAGAACGAAAAACCGAGCAUCGAAGAAACUCAAACCGAAACGACGAUGAAGAGAGUUAAGGAAUUGGUCAAACAAAUGAGCGUAUCUGCCGAGGGAUCAGGUGUGCUUAUGAAAAGUGGAUCUGAAAGCAGUCUCUCAGAGGCGGAAAAUGCCAAAGAAGCUUCGAGGCUUCACGAGGAAAAGGAGGAGUGUUCCGAUAACGAAUCGAGUAACGGUUCUAACAACAAACCUUCGCCGCAGAAUAAUCACGCGUCCAUGGUCGUACUACGUAGAAAGAGUCGCGGAAAUCCGAUGUUUCGAAAGAGCGAGGGCGGUGGACGCGCCGACAGCGAGGGCACGCAAACCAGCGAGUCUACGAGCAAUCCGGGUGAUUCCGAGGGAGCGCUGAGAGCUAGCAAAAGUGACACCAGUUUGACCGACAGUUUCGUCAUGGUCACCGAAGUCGACACGAAACCGCGAAAGAUAAAUCCGCAAAACAUUUUGCGAGACGGUUUCAAGUGGCAAAGGCAAUUGGUAUUUCGCAGUAAACUAACCAUGCAUACUGCCUACGAUCGUAAGGACAACGCCGAACCUGCAUCUAUAACCGCUUUAGCAGUGUCUAGAGAUCACAGAACAGUGUAUGUGGGUGAUGCGCGUGGUAGAGUAUUUUCAUGGAGUGUGUGCGAACAACCCGGACGCACGGUCGCCGAUCAUUGGCUCAAAGACGAGGGGGCGGACUCCUGCGUCGGUUGUGGCGUCAGAUUCAAUCUAUACGAGAGAAAACAUCAUUGUCGCAACUGUGGACAAGUGUUCUGUUCGAGAUGCAGCCGUUUCGAGUCAAAGAUAUCCAGGCUCGGUAUAUUGAAACCGGUUAGAGUCUGUCAGGGCUGUUAUUCGUCAUUGCGAUCUCAAACUAACAUUGCUGAGAGUAACACUUAAUACAACCAAGCACGAGGUCUUAUAUAUAAAUCGUUAUUAUUUAGAGCAAAUUGUAAAUAAUUUAUGUUUAUUGACGUUUUUAAGUUUAUCAAUUUCUUUUACACGCGUGAGAACAACACAGAGAACGAGAGAACAUUCUUUUUUCUUUGAACGCGCGAGCUAAACGCGCGAUUCGCACCCAGCAUCGUUUACGACAAUGGGAAUUUAACGCAAUCGUGAUAUUAUUUAUAUCUGUAUUGUAAGCAACGAUCGUUGCAUUAAUUUUAUUUAUUGAUAAUUUUAAUAUUGAUUGAUUCUAUCGGAAUGCCAAAGUACGAUUAUCUUUAUCAAAUUUAUAUAAUUAUCGAUUAAACAUAUUUGAUUGUUUCAAGUUAGUCUUAUAUACAUAAGAUAUUGUGGAUAUGCGAGAGAGAGAGAGAAAGAGAGAGAGAGAGGGAGAGAGAGAGAGAGAGAGAAACAC
Messenger RNA from Pseudomyrmex gracilis, 11207 nucleotides. RefSeq names its product WD repeat and FYVE domain-containing protein 3 (gene bchs). The coding region runs from base 443 to 10747 and encodes 3434 amino acids. The transcript has 46 exons. The record is from RefSeq and is a predicted model, not a curated record. Gene Ontology annotation, molecular function: protein binding; metal ion binding. Lineage: Eukaryota; Metazoa; Arthropoda; Insecta; Hymenoptera; Formicidae.